Oldenlandia corymbosa var. corymbosa is the source of this 1065-nucleotide messenger RNA. Lineage: Eukaryota; Viridiplantae; Streptophyta; Magnoliopsida; Gentianales; Rubiaceae. The record is from the annotation of a GenBank genome assembly.
AUGGGGGUUUCAAAUGAUUCUGUGGCCAUUGAUAUUGAUAAUGUGGAAUCUCUGGGAGGGAAGGAGGUUCGUGUUAAGACUAGCAAAGGUUCAAUCUCAGUUUUUGUUUGCGGGGAUCAACAAAAGCCUGCUUUAAUUACAUACCCUGAUGUUGCUCUGAACUUCAUGUCUUGCUUCAGAGGUCUCUUCUUGUGCCAAGAUGCCGCUUCUUUGUUGCUUCAGAACUUCUGCAUCUAUAAUGUUGAUGCCCCUGGGCACGAGUUAGGAGCAGGCGUGAUAUCUGCAGAUAUGCCUUUGCUUAGUGUUGAUGAACUUGCAGACCAGGUGGCGGAGGUGGUUGAUUUCUUCGGAUUGGAGAAAGUCUUCUGUUUGGGUGUAACCGCUGGUGCCUACAUUUUAACGUUAUUUGCUACGAAAUAUGAAGAACGGGUCGCUGCUCUUAUUCUGGUCUCACCAUUAUGCAGAGAACCAUCGUGGAGGGAAUGGAUAUAUAAUAAGAUUUUGUUAAACCUAUUAUACUUCUAUGGUAUGCGUGGUCUACUGAAAGAGUGCCUUCUCCUGCGUUAUUUCAGUAAGGAACUAAGGAGAGGAGUCCACAGUGCUGAAUCUGACAUAAUAGAAAAUUCUCGAAGGUUACUGGAUGAACGGCAAAGCGUGAACGUCAUGCGCUACCUUCAAGCAAUUAACGAGAGACAUGACCUCACUGAGAGUUUGCAAAAGCUGCAGUGUAAAACUCUUAUUUUUGUUGGGGAGAGGAGUCCAUUCCAUGCUGAUUCCACACACAUGAACACCAUAAUGAAUAAGAAGGUUUGCGCCCUUGUUGAGGUUGAAUCAUGUGGCUCACUUGUCACAGAGGAACUGCCUUAUGCAAUGAUAGUUCCGAUUGAGUUUUUCCUGAUGGGACUUGGUUUCCAGAACAAGACAGCAUUUACACCCGCCGAAAGCAAUGGAUCGCUGAGCAGAAAACCUUCGAGACAUUGGUGCAUAGCUCCUGAGCUUCUUUCAUCAGAAAGUCUGGGAAUCAAGCUUAAACCAAUCAAAACCAGGCCAACUGUGAAAUCUUGA